GUUCUAGUCUAAUUCAGUACAGUGAUGGUUCAUUUAAUAAUUUCAGCGCUGUUGAUCUGUGGCAUGGGUUUGCUUACAGUUGUCAAAUCAUCUCAGACAGCUAAUAUAUCAGCUCGACCAGGAGAUAAUGUUACUAUUUGGUGUCAACACACAGCAAAACCUGCAGAGUACAUACAUUGGUUCAAGCAAACAAACAGUGCUGUACCUCUUAUCAUUGUAUAUGUGAUGAUAACCCACCAGCUUAAGAAACUACAGAUAAAAUAUUUAAGUGGUUUUCAAUCAGACCGUCUGGUGAUGUCUCUAAACACCAAAAACACCUCCCUAAGGAUUUUAAAUGUGGAUAUAUCUGAUUCUGGUCUGUACUACUGUGGUUGGGACUCUUGGGGGAUCACAUUUGGUGAUGGAACACACCUAGACAUUAAAGAUCACUUAAUUUAUUGUGCAGAGAGUGAAUGUGUUACAUCACUGCAAAAUGAAACAGAAAUUUCAAAUAAAGAUCUCACAGAGAGCCCGAUUUCUACACAAGACUGUUCUGAAAAUAUCUUUUAUAAACUGACUUUUAUUUUUGGUGUUAUUAUUGUUAUUCUCAUCAUCAUUCUGGUCUUGAUAGUCAUCAUUAAGAUACAGAGCAGAAAAACACAGGGGAAAGACGCUGAUCGCCAUGUAACACAACAUCAUGAGGUAAACUUAAAAAUUGUAUUGGCAAAAAUUCUUGAACAGAAUACAGAAAUUAAAGAGGUCGACUGGUGUACAAAAAAAUUUAAAUAUGUAAAUCUCUGCUAUUUAAAGAAGUUAUAAUGACAGUAAUUAUAAACUAUAAAAUAACUUUACUAAUAUCAGUGUUACGCAAUAUUCCUUUUAUGUCUAACAUUCAUCAGGUGAAAUAUGGUAUGUUUCUUGAGAUUCUUUGGCAUACAGCCUGUGCGCCUACUUCUGAUUUCUGUUUAACCAUGGUUAGAGUAAAACAGAAAAGAGAAGUAGGCCCGCAGCUGAUAUUCUGCUCAAGAGUUGGAUUGUCACGGAAAGAUUUCAACCAUUCAGUCUGCAUCUUUUUUAGAUAAUCCAACUCUUAAGUAUCACUCUGUCUUAGUGAAACUAAAUAUGGUUAACUCUUAAAAGUAAAAAUAAAUAAAAUGAAACAUUUUAUUUUGCAUUCUUUAUGUGUGGGGUACAAACCAGCAACAAUAACAGCUAGAGAGAAAAAAUCUCACAUUCCCUGACUAUUUCCCAACUGUCCCCAACAUCGGAAUCUGAAAUGAAUUAUAAAUCCUAACACCAGAGAAUGUAGUCUGAUGCUAAGUCUGUUUUUAUAUAAAACCCUUGUUUCUUCAUUGUUUUGCUUAUCUGAUUUCUUCUGUAGGGUACAAUUUUGAAUUAUUACUUAACAGCUCUGUCGUUAAAAGUGCCUUUGGAUUUUUUUGCAGGAGCCUCAUUCAACGUUGUAUGCUGCUCUACAGUUCUCCAAACAGAAAACCAGAAGAGCAGCUAGACAUGCCGAGUAUACAGAUGUUGUGUAUUCUGCUACUAGAUAGUCCAACAAUGACGGUCAAAUACUGUAGCAUACCGUUAUGUUUACAAGCUAUAUUUUCAUCAAGACGCUAAUAUUUAUGUUAUUGCUUAUGCCAUAAAUUUAAAGUGUAUGUGGGCUUUGCAAUGUGUAGUAUUUUUGAUGCUAUUAAAAUUGUGAAAUAAUAUUCUAAUAAGAACUUUAAUUAUAUCUGUUUUUAUAUGUAUCAUGAAGAUAUAACUAGGCCCUUACAGAAGAGGCAGGGGUUGUGAACGAUAUCAUUUCCUAUACAGACCCUGACAGGAAGAAGCUGCUUAGUGUAGAAUGAGACGUGCUGAGGGGAACUUCAGCGGACCAGAUUACAAAGCUGAAAAUAUACACUUCAAAACAUAAAUUGUUAUAGUUAUAUCUUUCACAACAAUUUAAUACUUUGUGAGCAGCAGCAGUUUAUUGAUGAACAUUUUUAUAUUGCUCAUGACAAUUAGCAGAACAUGCUUUUA
This is a messenger RNA of Megalobrama amblycephala (Wuchang bream), 2007 nucleotides long. RefSeq lists its product as uncharacterized. NCBI's taxonomy places the organism in Eukaryota, Metazoa, Chordata, Actinopteri, Cypriniformes, Xenocyprididae. The record is from RefSeq and is a predicted model, not a curated record. Gene Ontology annotation, biological process: response to bacterium. The transcript is spliced from 5 exons. Bases 25 to 798 code for a protein of 257 amino acids.